Symbiodinium pilosum is the source of this 1386-nucleotide messenger RNA. NCBI's taxonomy places the organism in Eukaryota, Dinophyceae, Suessiales, Symbiodiniaceae. The record is from the annotation of a GenBank genome assembly.
AUGCUCGAAUACUUGGACUUAACGGAGCUUUUGGUCGUUACCUGCAGCUGUGGGCCCCAGCGUAAGCGCUUGCCUUACGUCCAGCGGCUGAACCUUACCCUGCCAUCGCAUUGCAACACGCAAGUGCUUGCCCUCCUUCCCUCUGUCAAGACUGUCCGUGCAUUUGUAGUCCGGGGCACCUCGCGGCACCAGGUCCACUACGCAGAGUCUGAGAUUGCUGGUCGCUUACCCUUUGCAUUAGCAGCGCUGCCCAAGCUUUCCGAACUCUUGCUCAUUGAUCGUGAUUCAUGUUGGCACGGCCAAGAAAGCCCGGAGGAUGUUUGGGAUGUCAUCGUUGAUCUGACCAAAAGCCUAGCAAACGCGCGCAAGAGCAUGCUAUUGCAGAGCCUGGAGUGGAUCGAGCUCGGCGCCCAUUGUUGCCCGCAGUCCGAGCCCAGUCCAGAGUCCGAACGCCGGCCAUUGGGCUGCAGUUGCCAUGAAAUGGUGCGAGCGUUUCCACUUAGCAAUGUGAUUGAUUUUGUCGCUUCCCAUGGCCUUUGCCUGGGCCGUUUGGAGAUAUUGAAAGUGGCGCUGAGUCGUGGGGUUGAUAUGAACCGUGCCUUCGCAGAUGACCGGCGCUUUACUCUAUUCCACUACGUGCUGAAAGAGCUAUCUCCGUGUAAUGGAUAUUCGGACAAGGAGUUCGGUGAGAGAGCCGACAAGUUGUGUACUGCUGUUGUUCAGCACAUGGUUCAGGCUGGCCAGGCAGCUCCAGAUCAGAAGCUUCUCGCAGACGCGUCAAGCGGACAGCUUUUCAAAGACAUCUUGGAGCCGUGGACUGCUGAUGAUUUGCCUAAAGGACUCGAAUACCUCAAAGACUAUGCCAGUUACGUGUGCCUAGGCUUGCGGUCCAUGACAUUUUACUUUUCCAGGUUUUGUCUUGAAGCUGUCUUCGGUCCUUGUAUAGCAUCUCGUGGAAAGUUUUGGGUUGUCUGCAAACCAGUAAUCCAGGUGCGGAUGGCUGCUUUCAGGCAGGACGACGAUCUUAAUUGUUUAGGGUUUAGGGUUGACUGCUUGUUACUGUCACGGCUCAUGGCCCGGGGCACAAUCUCUCCAGGCUGCUGCCCCAAGGCUACUUCAACAGUUUGCAAAACCAAAGAUUGCCACACUCAACUCUCUGCCCGGCAAACUGCACAUGACCAGAUGCUGGACUCCACAAACUCGAGAACCAUGCACGUUCUGCCAAAUCUUUGGAACUGCAGUCCCUUUUUGAAGUCCCCUCCAGCGGUAACGCAUGGUCUUAACUCCUUAGGUUCAUUCCUUAGGUUCAUCAUGUUUUCAUUCUUUGGGGAAGGACCGGCUCAUGUUUCAGCCGACAGGCUUGCUACUCGCAUCCCUCUAGACUGA